UCACAUCAGGCCGGCAGGCUAAUUCGAACGUCCUAAGGUUAUUAGAGGUGAUACGAUAGUUCUGGUUGUCUCGAGUUCAUGUGGCGCUGUCAUACCAGGAUUGCAUUCGAAAUUCGGGCAGAGCAAACUUCAAAAUGCUUAGGCCAGGUUUGAGGCGGAUGAGGCGUACCUGGUUUCAGCCUCAUCCUGCCGGUAUAAGGAAACCGAUACAGAAGAGCACUUACCGAAGAAACGUUUACCCCAGUAAUGUCGAUAUGCUUCAACGAUACCUAGACUCAAGAGGAUUGUGUCCGUGGGAUGAGCUACCUGAGACGAGAACGCCUUUUUAUAGUGAUGAGUGGUACCGUUUAAUGCUUAUACGACUCGAAAAUAUUGGAAUGAGACUUAGGCGUGCAAUGGAAUAUUACGAAGUAGCUCAAUCUGCCUCGACUAAUAGCCACGGACGUCAUAACUCAUUAAGGCUACAUCCACGACGAUGCAGGGCUGUUGCGAAGAGCAGCCUUCGCGGUAUUGCGUAUAAUCAGGAUCGAUUCAUGAGGGCUUGUCGGACCGUAGCGGACCUACACGAGAGUCAAAGGCCAGACCCGCAUCUCGAAAGUAAGGUGAGGCAUCUUACCUCGUUCCUCGAGCAGCACCCGGUUCAACGACCCGUACCUGACUGGUCUCCAGGCAGAGGGUAAUUGCCAAAGAGUUCGACGAGUCUGCAAGUGCAGUAAUGGAUCGUGUAUGGACGCGAAUGAAAAACUUUUAACUUCUUUGGGAACUUUUGCCUUGCCAACAUAAUGUUCCACGUUGCAAGCCGACCAUGUACAUUAACAUCAAAAUGUUUUAGACUCCCAAUUACUUAUAGCACAUUGUACAAUUACGGCUCGUUUUUUUGUCACGGACCAGAUGUUUGCUUUUACACUACAAAUAUUAUAAAUGACUACGUAGGGCUAGAUAGGAGGUACUUUGAACUAAUAGUCAGGGCCUUUUCGAUUGACUUGUAGUGGCAUGUAAUGACAUAGUGUAUGUAGUGACUCAUUCUAGGACUACAAUGAACAGAUGAUGUU
This is a messenger RNA of Varroa destructor (honeybee mite), 1052 nucleotides long. RefSeq lists its product as uncharacterized. NCBI's taxonomy places the organism in Eukaryota, Metazoa, Arthropoda, Arachnida, Mesostigmata, Varroidae. The record is from RefSeq and is a predicted model, not a curated record.